Molecule: messenger RNA, 2692 nt
Organism: Tetranychus urticae (two-spotted spider mite)
Lineage: Eukaryota; Metazoa; Arthropoda; Arachnida; Trombidiformes; Tetranychidae
Source: RefSeq, a predicted model, not a curated record
UUUAAGCUGUUUUUGAUUUUUUUCAGUUUUUUAUUUCAUAACACUUGCUGUAUCAACUGCUGGUGUAAGAUGGCGCUGAAAAUAUCCGAUACUUUACUUUAACCUUUAUUACCUUUUUUCAUAAACAUCUUUUUUUCUGGUUUAAUAAUUUUUUGGUACAUGCUUAAUUUUUCUAUUGCUUCUAUUCUGAUUGUUGUACCAUAACUGUAUUUGGAACAGUUUAACCAUAAUGCCUGUUUUACUAAAAGAAUUGUGUGACUCUGUCAUCAAUUCUCUUGAAUCUCCGUCAGACGAGUUUCAAGACAAUAUUAGGGAAGUUUUUUGUAAGAUGGACGAAAUUUAUAAGAUGGUUAAAGAUGAUCCUAAGCGAGUUGAAAAAUAUUGUGAGGAAUGUCGUCAUAUACUUGUCGUUCUUCGUCUUUUCCCGCUCGAGUUUAAACUUGCCAUGGAUACAUUGUACAAAAAAACGUUGUGUGGAUUUCUCAGUAUAUACCUCGAUUUCAAGAUGAUUCUUUAUAAAACUGUAAAAAAUCAACAGGAACAUUUCGACAAUACAAUCAGAGAAAUUUUUCUCCUGCUGGGUGACGAAGAAAGGACAUGCAUCUGGAAUGUUGUCGUAACAUCGCAUAUUAUAAAUGAAGUUGACAUUUUAAAGAUACUCGCCGAACGCUUUAUUGAGGAGACUAAGAAAGAUAAAUUUAACAAUGAUGAAUAUAUUCGAAUGAUCUGGGUGUUGCAUGUGUUCUUCUCGCAAUGUAAAAAGGCUGGUAUAAAAGAUGGUGUUGCUAAAGUAUUAGAAAUAGCAUUAAGGCUUAAAUAUCCUCCUGGGUUGUGCAAAUGGAUGUGUCAUCAUUAUCCUGGAUUUGGCUGGAAAGGAUUAUCCGAUGAGAGUGUUCAUGAAACUUUGGUCUCAGAAAAACAACCCAAAUCUUUUUUCAAAGCAGUUUAUCAUGCUAUUGCCAAAGAUGAUACCCUUAAAUUCCAAUUAGAGGAAAUCACUCGAAAUGGUGCUCAAGGAGAAGACUCAUCAUCACAGAGCUCAGAAUCAGUUAAUAAAAAGAUUCAAAAUUUAACUCAAGCGAAAGAAUCUGACACUUCGAAGAAAUCACGGGUAGAUGCAGUCAAGGCUGAUAAAAGCGGAAAAAAGGACGACAAAAAGAAAGUUGUGGAAGAAGAACCUCCUAAAGAGAAAGAAUCUGGGGAUUUAGGCUCGGCAAACAAAAAAGACCUUAAAACUGCUUCGAGUAAAGAUAAGAAACAGGAUUCUGAUGCUAAGUCAACGAAAACUCUUGGACCCGGUAGGACCAAACCCACUAGUGCAACUUCGUUCUUAGAUGAUGAUUGUGAUGAAGAUGUCGAUGAUGAAGAUACUUUAGAUGCUAAUAUUGCCGAUGAUCGAAGCAAUGAAAAUGAUAAAAAUAUGAAUGAUAAAUCUAAUAUUCAAACCGAUGAUGAAUCAGUUAAAGCUAAGAAAGUUAAAAGUACAAAAAAGAAAGGAAAAUUUGUCGAAGAUUCAAGUGACGAAGAGUCUGAAAGUAGCAGUCUCCCAGAAAAGAAAUCGCUUCGUUCAAAACAAACUAGAAACAAAAGUCCAAAAGCUACCAGUGAUUCUGAAACUGAUAUCAAUGAAGAAUUGCCGGAAAAGCCGCUCACAAAGUCCGUCAAAAGAAAAUCCGGAGAUGAUUCAGACAGUGAUCAGACGAUCAAUGGCGAUGAAUCUGCAGUUGAAACAAAAAUCGAUGAACGUGGUGAUCAUGAUGAAGAUACCAAUGAUAGUACGAUUUCAUCCGGACGAAAAAUCUCACUCAAGAAUAAACCUCGAACAAAGAAGGUAGUAAAGAAAAUCAGAAUCGAUAACUCUCCAGAAACGACAAUCGAACCGUGUGCAGAGGAUAUUGAAACCAUUUCCGACGACCAAAAACUCAUUGACGAAUACAUGAAAGGUCCAUUCGCUUGGGUUUUUGAGAAAUUUGAAGAAGAUAAAGUAUAUAAAGGCGAACCUUACAUAUACUUGGAAAACAUUUCCCAGAUUGUUCCCAAAUAUGAGCAGGAAGCAACCUUAGCCGAUAUUUUGCACACCAAUAACCAAAGAGCUAAGCAGAAAAAAGUGGUUAAAAAGAAGACUAGAAAAGGUUACCGUUAAUUGUUUAUUCCUUUUUCAAUGUAAUCUAGUUUUCUUUUGCUACUCAAAAUUGUUUAUAACUUUUCCAUUAUCCAGUUUACCUGUCAUCCCUUGAAAUCAGUUAAAUCAUUAACUAUUCAUUAAUUCUAUCAUUUAACAUCCUCAUUGCCACUUCCAUUCUUGUCAUCUUCCAUCCAUCUACCCAUCACCAAAUCGCCAAAAGACAUGCAAAAUUACAGUCUGCUUGAUCUGUAAUAAACUAAAUUUUAUUGGUUUUUUGAGCUUUUGGCCUAUCAGAUCAAAUAACGAAAGUGACCUCUAUUAAGAUUUUUUUGUACGGUAUUAUAAGAAAAGUUGACUCGAUUAUUUUAAAUAUUUCAUUGUUUCAUUGUUUGGCGAUUGGAUCACACCAUUCCCAUUCUCUCGUUCCACAAUAAAUUCAUCUAAUUUGACUCAACGCAAAUAAUGAAACUGUCUUGUAUUUAUCAUAAUUUGUUAUCAUUUAUUUGAUUGGAUCUCUUUGUAUCAAAAAUUUGCAAAUUAACAAGCUUAAUUUUUUCUUGAAUCUCA